Oncorhynchus nerka (sockeye salmon) is the source of this 2667-nucleotide messenger RNA. Its product is annotated as GDNF family receptor alpha-4-like. Gene Ontology annotation, molecular function: signaling receptor activity. Gene Ontology annotation, cellular component: signaling receptor complex; external side of plasma membrane. Bases 1 to 1344 code for a protein of 447 amino acids. NCBI's taxonomy places the organism in Eukaryota, Metazoa, Chordata, Actinopteri, Salmoniformes, Salmonidae. Gene Ontology annotation, biological process: nervous system development. The transcript is spliced from 8 exons. The record is from RefSeq and is a predicted model, not a curated record.
AUGGGUUCGGGGCUAUUGGACCGUGGUGGACAAGAGAAGGGCGUGGAAGACUUGCAAGCAAUGGGCGACUGUGUAGGGGUGCGGUCCACCACCCUGCAUGAGGUCCUGUCUUCAGGCAGAGACUGUCUGGUGGCGGGGGACUCGUGCUCCAGCGACGAGACCUGCAGCCCACGUCUGCGGACCCUGCGUCAGUGCGUGGCGGGCGACGGCAGCAUGAAGCUGGGCCCCGGGGCCCGGAGCCAGUGCGCCAAUGCCGUCUCAGCCCUGAUUUCCAGCCCCCUGCAUGGCUGCCAGUGCAAACGGGGCAUGAAGAAGGAGAAGAACUGCCUCAGCAUCUACUGGAGUCUCCAUCAGUCUGUCAUACACGGACUCAACCUGGUAGAGAGAUACCCUUACAAAGCCGUGGAGAGAGACUACGACUCCGUUCGUCUGGCUUCCAUCACGGCUGACUCUGAGGCCAACGUGGCGACGGUUAACCGUUGCCUGGACGCAGCCAAGGCGUGUAACGUUGACGACCUGUGCCAGAAGCUCCGCACAGAGUACGUAUCUGCCUGCAUCAAACCCUUUGCCAAGUCGGGCCUCUGCAACAAGGCCAAGUGUAAUAAGGCCCUACGCCGGUUCUUUGAUCGCGUCCCUCCAGCCUACACACAUGAGCUGCUUUUCUGCCCUUGCACGGACAUGGCGUGCGCCGAGCGACGCAGGCAAACCAUUGUUCCCGGCUGCUCCUAUGAGGGCUCAGACAAACCCAGCUGCCUCAUACAGAUGAGUAUGUGCAAGGCUGACUAUGUGUGCAGGUCCCGUCUGGCUCAGUUCCAGUACGACUGCCAACCAGCCGAGUCGUCUGCCAACAGCUGCAAGCAGGGGAACUAUGGAGCCUGUCUACUUGCCUACACAGGCCUGAUAGGCAGUUCGAUAACUCCCAACUAUAUGGAUAACUCCACAUCUAGCGUGGCCCCAUGGUGCUCCUGCUCUGCCAGCGGAAACCAGAGAGUAGAGUGCUCCGACUUCCUGGAAUACUUCACCAACAACGUCUGUCUCAGGAAUGCCCUCCUGGCGUUUGGGAGCGGGACAGACGUGAUGCCCACGUCCAGCGAAUCGAGACACCUCAGCCCAGCCACUGGCAGAGAGAGCCAUGCCAUCAACCCUCUGCCUGCUACUGUGGAGACCACACGGAACAUCCCGGAAUCAAUUAUUCCAACACAGGCCAGCGGAAACGACCGAUUGUGGAGAGAUUCUACCCUCCCGUCAGAUGGGCUCCCAAACUCUGCCCCCGCACUUGGCCUACUGCCUCCAACUUCCUUUACUGGCCUUUUGGUCCUACCCCUGGUCUUAUAUGGUCACUAAAUGAGGAAGCACUGCCAAGGACCACCCAUAAAGCAGGAGUAUUUGUUCACAAAUUCUGGAUACAUUUUUGUCUUUAGCAUAUAGGCUACUCCAUCUCCUAAACAUAUACAGCAUAGUCCUUUUCCUAUUUUUUGUGUGAGUGGUUCAGUUGCACUUGCAAGUCCCUUAGGUGUACGACUUGGAGAGACUGAGACAGAUUGGUUUCAAUCUGUAUACUUGUACAUUGUUAUCGCUUUGAGUCAAGAUGAAAGUACUUUUUAGUGGACUAACCUACCAUCCAGCUAUCCAAGCACAUCCAAGCACAGGACUAAAUUCUAAAAAUGCCAUCGGGAACUGCACGGUUAUUCCUUAAGAUCUAUAUAUAAACGGAAAGCUCACGAGAAACGGACUCUAGUGAACUGUCUUUAUUUUGUACUCAACUGCACAAACUGAUUGGAAAAGACCCUUGCGGAUAUAAGGGCUUUAAUACCGCUCUCUUCGACUUGACUGAAGGAGGAACAUUGUUUCUGAUUAAUACUGGAAUGGUAGAGAUGGACAAUGGAGCUACUAUUCAUCCAUUCUGGACAAAUACACUGACUCUGAUCAUUCCAAGUGCUGUCGGCUGCAAGAGAUGUGGAAACUUUAGAAUAUGUGGGAUAGCUCUGACCUAAUGAUUAUCAUGCACGCGGUGAAGAUUGGGCUCUUUGUCAUGCCGUCAUCGCCAGUUCAUUUGUUCUCGCUAAUGCUUAGCUAAGUGUUCAUUAUAAAACACUUUCUUCUCCAAGAACUUUGUUAAAAUUAAGUUAUGAGCAAACAUGUUCUCUGUGUACAGUACCAUCGUUCUGUGUUUGUGUGGAAGGACUGCCUUCUUUUCCUCAUUGUGUAAAUGGACAUUUCUCAAAGGGUGUCUGAAUUAGUAUGCCAUAUACGAACAAGGGCUUGUGUCUCAACAUUUUGGGCAAUGUUGAACCCUUUUCCCACUACCGAGCCUAGCCAAGACAGGCCGAAAUGUACUGCGCUGCCCUCGGGCGGCAGGGUAGCCUAGUGGUUAGAGCGUUGGACUAGUAACCAGAAGGUUGCAAUUUCAAAUCCCCGAGCUGACAAGGUACAAAUCUGUCGUUCUGCCCCUGAACAGGCAGUUAACCCACUGUUCCUAGGAUGUCAUUGAAAAUUUGAAUUUGUUCUUAACUGACUUGCCUAGUAAAAUAAAAAAAUAAAAAAAUACACAUCAACCAUAGUUGCUGAAACCAUGCUGGAAUGCACAAUGUGAAAAGAAAAUAUCAGAGACAAUAGCAGAAUACAGUACAGUUCAUACAGUAGAAAGGGUAUAUGUGACCUGUUCAU